Vitrella brassicaformis is the source of this 3215-nucleotide messenger RNA. Lineage: Eukaryota; Vitrellaceae. The record is from the annotation of a GenBank genome assembly.
AUGGUGCUGCUGUACCGCGUCGCCAAGCCGGACAAUAGGGGACAGGAAGCAGUGCCGCCCGCCGUGUCAGGUCCCGUCCACUUGAGUCAGAUGGUGCUCGUCAUGGGCCCACUUGGAAUCAUUGCAGAUUAAGAGUUGUAGGCAAGAGCUCGCGAGCCAACGCCGUCACCAACUUGGAAAGCCGUGGGAUCUUCGUUUUGAUGACCUUCAGUAAGUUCUCUCCCCGUCUUGCAUGCAGACUGGCCCCCAUCGAGCCCCCACCCUGCUCCUCGGAGUCCCCAAAGACAAAGGCAAGAGGCACACCAGAAAGGUCCACUGACAGGUCUUGACAACGCUUCGUCUGUUGUGUGGUCAGAUGAUGGACAACCGGUUCACUCGCCCAUCUACCCAUCAUGGCAGCGGUCCCCCGCCCUCGCCCAACGCCUUCAACGACUUCUUCCACCCCGUCACCACUUGCCAGCAUGAUGCUGUGCAGCGGUGCCUCGAGAGAGAGGAUCCCACGCCCUACAUGCAGGCUACUGAUCAAGUCAAUACAGGGAGGGGGAUGCGUCAAUCACGUUUGGUGAGGGAGAGAUGCGUGGUUUGUGUGCCGCUGUGUCUGUCAGACGCUUAAGAUGUGUCUGCACUUGGCUGCCAAGGCGGGGUCUGCAGAUCUGGUGCACUUGUUCAUCACCCUCGGGGCCGCCAUCGAAGCCAGAGAGCCAAUCGGGAGGACGCCGCUGCACUUGGUAGGGCUGAAGAGACACACGGACAAAUAGACCGACCGACCGAGCGACCGACAGACAGGCACCCGACCGGCAUUGUAUCUGAUAGGCGUGUGAGUAUGGGCACAAGAAAGCUGUGGGGUGUCUGUUACACGCUGGGGCGAACCUGGAGGCCCGCGAUGGGGUGGGUACGCGUGGACAAGAAUACGCCACAUGAUGUGGCUCUUACGGCUUUGCGUCGUUGCAGCUUGGUCGCACGCCGUUUCAUCUGGGUUGCUGUUCGGAGAAUCGCAACGUCGUUUCCAUUCUUCUGCACUCGAAGCCAUCGCUCAUCCAUGCCACCGACAAGGUGACAAGACACGACAGACACAACGAGCAACGCCGCAGCUGCCUUUGCUGUGCCGUGCAGCAUGAGCGCACCGGUCUGUACUACGCUGUGUUGAGCCGUCACUGGAGCGGGCAGGACAUCACCAAGCUGCUGCUCGCCAAGGGAGCUGAUGUCAACGCUCGCGACCUGUACGGCCGCACCCCUCUCCAUUACGCAUGCGAGGUAUAGAAGGCGAGCAAUGAGGGGCAUUCAGUGACGCCUUCUCUUUUGCCCACAGGAUGGUCAGUCGAACGUUGUCCCCCUGCUGUUGAGGAAUGGAGCCGACCCGCACAUUCAGGACACUGUCGGCCGCAAGAGCCCUCUGCAAAUGGCCGCAACGCCACUCAUAAGAGACCAAAUCAAAAGUGAGCAUCCGUGUAUGAGAGAAUGGAUGUGCUACAUGUCUCUAUGAGUGCAGGUCAUCUGGGGCAGAAGGGCGAGCUCCCGGUGGCCGAGUCCAGGGCCAUUGAAGGCGCCGUGGACCAGGCCACCUCCCCUAUGCAGCGUGGAACGAUGCCCCAGCAGCCAUACAGCCCUCCUGCGGAGGACAAAAGGGAGAGGGAGCAGCAGCUGGCCGUCGAGCCAUCGCGACCAGGACCGAAAGAAGGUCAAAUAGUGUUAUCCACACACACAAAGGGAGCUGGGUGUUGUGCUGUGCGCUCAGGCCUGUCUGCGUUGUCUGUGUCGACGGGCCCUCUCCGCGAGCGGUUCAUGCGUCUGAUGCUGCAUGUGCAGCAGGGCGGCCUUGACGACCUGCAGCACAUCAAGCAGCCGCACCCGUUCACCGCCAGCUGGAUGGAGGCCAUACACACGCACCAACAGCUCUUCCAAUCCAUAUCAAAGGCGUGUGGUGUGUGUUGCGUGAGACGCAACGCAUACUGAAGAAGAUGACGCGUGACAUGUCUGUAGGUGUCGUCUGUCGAGACGGCACUCCGUGUGUUCAACCUUCUGCACCCACCAACGCACAUCCCGCCAUCAAAGGUGGGUGGGCCAUGCACGUGCAGCCACACAGACAGGGAGCCUUUCGUCUCCCUCCUCCUUCAUCUGCGUGUGUGCAGGGUGACGAGCACGAGAUCGCAGCGUCUACACGCAGUUCGGCCCCCUGCCAACGGUCCCACUCGCACUCAAAGACGCAACGAUCGAUGAAAAAGGAGGUCCAUAUACCCAGCAGACAACAGACACAUUUAUGUAUCCCCUGUGACAUUUGCCUACCUGUCUGUUGUGUCUGCAGACGAGCGUUCCGUUUUUCUGCCGGUGACUGCGCGUGAGCGUCAGAUGGUUGAGGAGAUAGACCGGCUGCUCAAGGACAGGGACGCGCACAAGAAGACCAUACACGACCUGCACCACACCAUACAAGACAUGAAGUGACACCCACCCACCGACAGACAGACGCACACACACACACACACGCCCUCGGUGUGUGGUUUCUCUUCUGUGUGUUGUUGAUGCAUCAGGUCUAAAGUGGAAGGAUCGUUCGAUGCGCGUGAGGUGGCUGCCGUAAAAGACGACACAGAGAGAAUGCGACAGGAGCUCACCAAGAAAGAACUUGCCCUCAAAGUAUCCCUCCCCAAUCCAAUACAGCAACCUGCCAUCUCUCAUGUCCUGUCUCUCUCUCCCAUCAAUCAGGACAUAGAGCAGCAGCUGAGGGCGGCCGAUCGCAGUCAGAGGUUCACGCAGGAGGAGCUGCAGCGCCACAUGAUGGAGGGAGGAGACCUCAGGACCAAAGUAAACCAUCGCGCACAGCAGUAGCGGGAGAUACGCAGCACCAUCUCAGUGAGUGUGUGUGGUGAUGCUGGCUAUGCAGAUGGCCAUGAUGGCGAAGCGGGCAGAGGGAUACGCCAAACAAGAGGCACACCUCAAGGUGAAAAAUCAACCGACCACAUAAAAACGCCCAGAGCUACUGUCGUGUGCCUUAUUGUGUGCUGUCCGCUCAGUUCCUUCGCCAGCAGCUGGAGAGUGUGCAGGAGGUGCUGAAGCAGGUGCAGCAGGAGAAGGUUGCCGCAGAAGGAGCUGCAAGUGAGAGAGGAAGCAAGACCCCACUCCACCCCUCACUUGGUCAUCUGUCUGUCUGUGCAGUCGCUGCCCGUCGUGACCUGGCCACCGCCCUGCAGGACCUGGAAUACUUCAAGAAACACGCUGGAUAG